CGGAGUUUUCGUGUUUAUUUGUGUUCCUUGCCCUGCUGAUUGUUUAUAAUUUCCCAUUUUCACGCAUUUUACCACAUUUUCCUGGCUGCAAUCUCAUUCACUCGCACCGUGGGUAGUCACAGAAGCUAAAAGAUGGUCCUUUUGGAAUCCUGUUGGUCCCCUUGCAUCUGGACAAACUCGGUCAAGUCCGGGAGCUAUGCAGUUGCUGUCUACACAGCUGCCAUCAGCGUCGUCCUCAUCACAAUGAUUGUCUACAUGCUCCUGGGCGGAGACUCCACACAGCUCUAUUCCCCGCUCUUUGAGACAGACAUCCGGAGCUCAAUGAAGAUCGUGGGCGGUUUCUUCAUCCUGUACUUCAUCCUCCUCAUCGUGUCCGCCUAUUUGCUGUACUACGGCAUCAAGAUCACGACGAGAGGCUGGAUGCUUCCGUGGCUCAUCCUGUGUGGCGUGGCCAUUCUCUUCCAGUUUGUCUUCAGUCUCUGGCUCAUCGGCGGCUACUACAUUUACCUUGAAGCCACCUACGCAAGUCUCGUGAACGCCGUCUGGAUGGCCUACAAUAUCUACUGCUGGAUGUGCGUGUAUUCGCAGUAUCAGAUCUUCGUGGAGCUCCAAUCGCCCAACAUUGAGCUGCUCAUGCCGUAAAAGGAGAAAUCCUUUGAGAAUCUCACUGAU
This is a messenger RNA of Phlebotomus argentipes, 672 nucleotides long. RefSeq lists its product as uncharacterized. The record is from RefSeq and is a predicted model, not a curated record. Bases 133 to 642 code for a protein of 169 amino acids. Lineage: Eukaryota; Metazoa; Arthropoda; Insecta; Diptera; Psychodidae. The transcript has 6 exons.